AUGGAAGAUGUUUCUAAUCGCUUCCCUUAUGACACCUUUACUAUUUUUGGCGAUUUUAACAUGCCCUACGCGGAUUGGAACAGAGAUCUUGACAGGGGUCCCAGCUGCUCAGCAAAGGCUGGAUCGUCCAGAUUACAAGCUGAGUUCGUGAAAGUUGUUUCUAAUUCUUUAGAUUUUUUAAAUUUUACCAAAAUUAAUGACAAUCACAACGUUCAUGGCUCCUUGCUGGAUCUCAUUUUUACUAAUCACAACCCAGACAAAUGUCGUGUGGCUAUUGAUCCCCUACUACCUGUUGAUGAUUAUCAUCCUCCCCUAUUACUUGAUCUAGUAAUUAGGAGCGGUUCAGUCCAAGCUAAUACUAGUUUAAAUCAUAAUACUAGAUCCGAUUUCAAAAACGCUAAUCUUUCUGCGAUUUGUACUUAUUUAGGGGAAAUUGACUGGUCAAACUUACUUACAACUGCAACGGUAGACGAGUCUGUUGACAUUUUUUAUUCUCAUCUGUAUAUAGCCUUUGACUAUUUUGUACCUGUAAAAAACUUUAAAACUUCUAGCUUUCCCUUAUGGUUUAACCGAGAUCUAAUAAAUUUAAUUUUAGCUAAAAAGGCCGCUCACGCAAAGUACAAACGCACAAGAAAUUUAAACGACUACUUGCAAUUCUCAUUUCUAAGAGUGCUGACCAGUGAACUGUCCGACCAAUGUUACAGUGAUUACAUUAUGAAAACUGAAAAUUCUAUUAUUGCCAACCCGAAUCGUUUCUGGGUUUAUGUCAAUUCGAUUAGGCAAAUCAACGAUAUAACUAGCCAAAUGUGCUUGGGAGAUAAACACGCCGAUACGAACGAAUCCAUCGCAAACCUAUUUUCUAAUUAUUUCAAUUCAGUAUAUACUACCCCCACAGAGGAGCUUGAAUUUCAAACUGCCUUAUUUGACGUUUUCGAUUUUUCCUUUGUGGAUAUAGCCGCAGAAGAUAUCAAAGUAAAAUUGAUGAACCUCGAUGUGAACAAGGGUGCCCGUCCUGAUGGUGUUCCUCCCUCCUUGAUAAAGUCAUGCUGCCUCGCACUAAUCGAACCGCUUCAAAUCAUAUUUAAUAAAUCAAUUAUUAACGGGUACUUCCCGUCAGUUUGGAAAAUGGUAUGA
Belonocnema kinseyi is the source of this 1134-nucleotide messenger RNA. RefSeq lists its product as uncharacterized. The record is from RefSeq and is a predicted model, not a curated record. The transcript has a single exon. The coding region runs from base 1 to 1134 and encodes 377 amino acids. NCBI's taxonomy places the organism in Eukaryota, Metazoa, Arthropoda, Insecta, Hymenoptera, Cynipidae.